This is a messenger RNA of Drosophila mauritiana, 616 nucleotides long. RefSeq lists its product as uncharacterized. The coding region runs from base 67 to 480 and encodes 137 amino acids. The record is from RefSeq and is a predicted model, not a curated record. Lineage: Eukaryota; Metazoa; Arthropoda; Insecta; Diptera; Drosophilidae. The transcript is spliced from 2 exons.
CCUUGGUUGCAAGUUGUGUUUUUCCAGACUCGUAUAUCACCACAAUCCAGUAACUGUCGAUCCAAUAUGAGUCUAUCCUCGGUGGCAAGCAGCAUUCAGCAUGGCAACAAGGCAGCUCGCUGUGGACUGAGCCUUAACAAUAAACUAGUGCAGGCCUUGAUCCUCCUGGUGGCCUGCGUCCUCUUUGGGGCCAACAUGAACUACGCCUCCUUUCCACCUGGCACUGUCAUCGAUAUCAAGCUGGGUGAUGUCGCCCUCGAGCAGUUCAGCUAUACGCCAACCCGCGAUGGAUACGAGUUCAACUACACUCUUCCUGAUGGAACUUUUCGUGAUGAGGUUGGCAAGGUCCUGAGUGGAACUUCAGCUGCACAGGAUCUGGAGAAUGCCAACAACUUGGCCAAGAACCACCGUCCUUCCCGUCAACAGGGCCUUAAGGUUCGCAAGUUGUCCGGAAAAUCCCUUGCAUCUCUGGCCGGAUAAGACACCUCAGAAAAUAUUAUUAUUUACCAUCCAGCACGAAUUUAUUUAAACAGUUUGCAUUGCCGACUGACUGUUUUAGGCUAGGUUAUAAGUUGAGAUGUUACAUUUGUUAGCAAUAAAAACAAUCGAUCAAAAA